Molecule: messenger RNA, 555 nt
Organism: Danaus plexippus (monarch butterfly)
Lineage: Eukaryota; Metazoa; Arthropoda; Insecta; Lepidoptera; Nymphalidae
Exons: 1
Coding region: 1-555 (184 amino acids)
Source: RefSeq, a predicted model, not a curated record
AUGCCUAAAAAAUAUAUGUCAGAUUAUGACAAUGUUACUACCAGAACUAAAGACAAUAAAGACCAAAUUAUUACUACAUCAAAUGUCUCGAUGCAGGAAGUCCGCGACGUCGUGCGCGAGGAGCUCAAAGUCGUAUUCGACAUAUAUAGAAAAGACAUGUUGGAGCAAAUUGAAAACAAAUUUCAAAAAGUGCUAGAUAAUAUGGCGGCAAUUCAUACUUCUAUUGAAUUCCUGGAACGUAAAUAUGAGGACGUUAAGCAAGAAAUGGAUCUCAAAUUUGAAAGUAUAAAAAAUCUAGAACAAGAAAAUAACCGUCUUCGAACUGACGUGAACGACUUGCAAUCGCGACUAUCACUAAUGGAACAGCAAUCUCGGGCCUGUAACGUUGAGGUGCAGUGCGUACCGGAAUUCAAAAAUGAGAACCUAAUUACUACGUUAAACCAAAUAGCAUCGGUAAUUAAAUGCGAAUUAGACAAAAAAGACGUUAUAACGUGUACUCGAGUCGCGAAAUUAAAUAAAGAUUCACCCCGUCCAAGGUCUACUUUGGUGAAGUAG